Molecule: messenger RNA, 2103 nt
Organism: Cuscuta campestris
Lineage: Eukaryota; Viridiplantae; Streptophyta; Magnoliopsida; Solanales; Convolvulaceae
Source: the annotation of a GenBank genome assembly
AUUCCUCCCUCUCCAUUUUCUCUCUCUGUUGGCCAAACAAAAGGAAAAGAAAAAAAAGCUUAAACUCCAUAGUUGGUUCAAGGAAGAAGAAGAGGAAGCAAGAAACCAUCUAAAGUUCUAAAAUCCUGAGUUCAAACACAGCAGCCCACUUCUAGGAACAUCCGGAAGGUAUCGUAGAGAAGGUUCGGCAUUGGAAUGUUGAAGUUAGUGAGUUAAUCGUCGGAAUCGUGUUCAUCGACAUAUUCAAAAUUCUGGACAACAACUUUCCCUUGACUUCAGGUCCGAUUUACGCUAUCUUACAUAUGUUAAAUCGAAAUACUUUCUAUACGAAAGUUGUAGCCUUACAUCUUAGGAAUCCACAGAAUCAAACGGUUUGCAAUUUCGUGAAGAAACGAUGGAGAUAUGCCCAAAUUACCGCAGGUUGUCCAGUUGUGACGGAAAUGACAAAGUUGGCAAAUUUCGAUGUUGUUUCCACUCCCGCUCAUCCGUAAGGUUUCGGCCGAUGAUUUCUAGGUCUGUACCUUUGCGUUAGACUUGUCGAAUCAUUCAUCACAUACAUACAUGAACAUAUAUGUUAUUCCAUAUGUUAAAACCAUUCCAAAAUAUAUAUGUGAUACAUAUAUAAGUUAUCUAUAUGUUGAGAUCAAAAUACACCAAAUCCAUAAAGUUAAUAUACACAUAAGUAAAUAUAAACUUUGGAAAUCAACCCAACAAUAUGUAUAUGUUAAUCAAAGGUGCUUAAAAGACUUAAAGAAGUAUUUUGGACACUCAAAAUAUCAAGAGAAAGAUUCGCAGACCCAAACGGUCGACGCAAACGGUCGACCGUCGCGUUAAACAUCGAAAUGGACCCCGACUGUCAGACAAACGGUCGACCGCCGGUGGCCAACGGUCGACCGUCGCCCGCCCAGCCGAGAACCGCCGUCGCCACCCAGUCAACAACGGUUGACCGCCGGUCGACCGUCACGGUGAUCUGCCAGCCCGAUACGAUGAAGAUCAAGGUCGACCGUCGCGCCAAACGGUCGACCGUUCCGAGCCCCGUAGCUUAAUUAAAUGAUAUUUUUAUCAGAUUUCACCCAAAUAAAAUAAAGUAUAUUUAUCCAUUCAUAUUGUUUACAAAUUGUUCAUAUCAUAUGACUCAUAUCAUCACACAUAUUGUAGCAUAUCAUAUCAUGUGCAUGCGUAAGAGAUCAUGCGUAAUUGUGUCUCUUAUAGCGUGAUGUGCGGGACUUAGCAGUCCGACAUCACCCGUUCCAGGCUUAGUUUACGUACAUGGUAUUCAGGUUUCGAGUACCACCCCUAUCUUUCUAGUCUCACCUCAUUCGUGAGACUAAGGCCGCGUGAGUUCGUCGUACAAAAUGGGCGAAUCUCAUAGCGCAAGGGUGUCCUUGCUCGUUAGAAUCAUGCAUCAUGUUAUCAUCAUCAGGUACAUUGAUUACAGAGGUGUCAUGUAAUCAUCAUCAAGAACAAUCAAAUUGAUUAAAUGGGAAAUCAUGUUAUCAUCAUCAAGUACAUUGAUUACAUAGGUGUCAUGUAAUCAUCAUCAAGAACAAUUAUAUUGAUUACAUAGGUGUCAUGUAAUCAUCAUCAAGAAUAAUUAUAUUGAUUAAAUAUGCCAUCAGGUAAUUAUCAUUAAAUAUUUAUCAUCAUGAUUCAUCAAAUUGACCAUAUGAUAAUAUGUGCCAUAUCAUGAAUGUUACUAUACAUUUUGUGGACGUAUAUAUAUGAAUAUGUAUAUGUCUGAGAAUCAUUCUACAAUUCUAGCGUGGUACCACUCAGCGGUUUCGCUGAGCGUGUAGUUUGUAUUUUUCGUUGACUACACUUAGGUAACAAGAAGACAAUGGUGGAACCACUCCCGGAGGGCAUUGAGUCAGAGGAGAUGCAAGGAUGGCAGGCAAAUGUUUGAUCAUCAAAGAAUUUAAAUAUGUCAUGAUUUAAUUAUUAUUGUACUUCCGCAUUACUCUGAAAAUAUUUUUAAACGGGUCGCGAUCCAGAGUCUGUAAAUUUAAUAUUUAUAAGUAAUUGUCAUUUUCAAAUGUCAAGCGAAAUUUUUAUUUUACUCUUGUUUCACCUUAAUUCGUGUAAUUCCGGGUUAUACAGAUUGGA